Messenger RNA from Eurytemora carolleeae, 662 nucleotides. RefSeq names its product complement receptor type 2-like. The record is from RefSeq and is a predicted model, not a curated record. NCBI's taxonomy places the organism in Eukaryota, Metazoa, Arthropoda, Copepoda, Calanoida, Temoridae. The transcript has 7 exons. The annotation marks the transcript as partial.
GUGAAUUCAGCUGUAAACCAGGUUACCUAUUGGUUGGAAACAGGCUACUAAAAUGUGGAAGAGGAGUUUGGAGUUCAAAGAGCCCUUUUUGCGCAGCAAUUGGUAGAUGUGAUCCUAAUGAUCUUCCCGAGAUAGUGAACGGACAGAAGGUUAGAGUCAAGCAAUUCCGUGGAGCAGUUUACAGGUAUGAGUGUGAGAAUGGGUUUUACAUCUAUGGUCAGAAGCAGGUGCAUUGUAACGGCAACUCAUGGGAUCUCAGGGCAGCUCCUGUAUGUUCAAAUACCGGAUGUAAUGAGUCGCUGGUUGAAAACCUUGAAUUUGGGUUUAGUAAACGUUUAGCGGAGGGAGGAAUAUACAGAUAUGAAUGCAAGAGAGAAGCUACUUUGAUUGGAUCGCCCAUGAUAUUCUGUGAUGGAAAGCACUGGAAUGACACUGCUCCAAGAUGUACAAUUGGUCCAGCCAAUGUAAAGAUAUCUGGACCGAAUGACUUGAAGUUAAAUAUUAAAUCUGAGUUGAACUGUGAGAGUGAAGAAUCUGUUCCUCCAGCCGAGAUCUCCUGGACAAUCAAGGAUUUUAGAGGAAAUAAUUUGUCCCACCUAGGAGAGGGUCGAGAUUCGUAUUUACGGGACCUUUCUCUGUUCCAGAUACUGAUCAGUUUGUAA